Molecule: messenger RNA, 1834 nt
Organism: Paramacrobiotus metropolitanus
Lineage: Eukaryota; Metazoa; Tardigrada; Eutardigrada; Parachela; Macrobiotidae
Exons: 6
Coding region: 112-1560 (482 amino acids)
Source: RefSeq, a predicted model, not a curated record
UAAACAGCGGAACCCACUGUCCAAAUUAAAGCAGCUGCCUUAAACUAUCUCUAAUGACUCUGUUUCAAAAACUGUUGAUACACUUUAUUAGUGCUUUGUUGGUACCGAAUCAUGUUAUCGUUAACAACGCUUCUCACUGUUUUUGGUGUGGUGCCCAUCGCUUUGACGGCAUCAGUUUGCAGGCAGAUUGGUUUCCCUCCUUCCGAAUGCCCCGAAAACUCUUCUGACUUGCCAAUGAUGGACUACGUUUUCGAGUGCUGGGGUGAUGCUCCUAAUGUCACUAAAUGGGAGGACCUGUAUAAAAAGAUAAAGGAAAUUGAUUCACCAAGUGCAGCAGCAACUAUCACAGACUGCAGCAGUUACCAGAACGUUACCGUAAUCACCAAAAGAGUAAUGAAAUCUGGAAGUGCGGACAUUGUGCCGGUGUACCACUUAGAAUAUUCUUGCUUGCGACCCUGGGUGCCAGUGUUUGGAGCGCGAGGAACGUUCCCUGAACACUGCACACGUAAGCGGCUGGCCGUUCAGUGUACCCCUGAAGGCGGUUGCUCCUGCUGUCUGAACGACUACAGAGAAGCCUACUGCCAGUAUGAUACGUACCGUCUGAGCCGAUUCUGGGAGUCCUGUACAGCAGUAGAUACAACCAACAACGGCUUGCCGCCGCCCAGCUGGAUAGCGGGUGCUACACACUCUGAUGGUGAUCCUUAUCGGCCCUUCCAAUACGCGCUUGAAUGUCCAGGACUUGCUUGGCCACCGCACGCCUUAUUUGAAGAUUUUCACAAGAUAUCUGACGCACAGUGCAGUCGGCUGAUCUUCAAUGCAACCAGUGAUGGAUUCUCCCAAUCGGGUGAUCCGAUCAAUGCCAGGUUCCGAGUUCAUUACACGUGUCGCCGGCCCUGGUCGUAUUGCUACGAACCACCGCGUGGGCCGGACUGCGUACCGGGAAAUGGUUGCAUGUGUUGCAAGACGUUAUACAGCGAAGUGAUGUGCCAAUACGAUAUGUUCUCUCUGAGCCGAUUCUGGAAGGCUUGCACACAUCUGUAUGCUGAAAUGACCAAUAUGGAGCUUAUCGAGAUCGAGAACUCUCCAACAGCCGAGUCUUCUCGGUGGAAGUACGAUUUGGAUAUGGAAGAUGGUUAUGGUGACUCAACUCACGUUUCGCAACACCCGUAUUUGGACCAUGGUAAUCCCAAUGUGGCCAUUCAUCCGUGCUGCGAGCCGCCGCUGAUGUUGACAGUCAAAAGGGCGGAGGGCCUGCAAAGGGUCGUCUGUGGAACCCGUCCCGAAGUGAUUCUUCCGUUUAAAUUAAUGUGGAAGGACUGGCCACAUGUCCACGUCGAAUACAGGGGUGCUACUCCCGGCUGGACGGGGCCGGUCUAUGGCGUCUUUGACAGAUUAAAUGUUUUUACGAAAUACACACUGCUCCGAGGGAUAACCGUACUGGACAAGUGCUUGAACAGAACAGACCAUGCCGCCGCUGUUACCAUGGAUCAGUGUGACCGGUGUAAAAAUCUAGAGGAAGUAAAGAACCUGUGGGACUCUGGAUACACCGUGAUGGUGUAGUAACUUAUGCAGAAGUUCAACCAGGCAUAUAGCAAUCGAUUCUGCCCACGAUAAACUCCAGCGCUGGACAGAAGCUACCUUUCAUUAAAAAAAGUUGAAGAAAAAAGAAUGCCAUCCGGUAGAGAAAGAUAUUUUUUAUUCACUUGAAAAUUCCCUAUGCAUGUAUGUGAUCGCAAAGUGUGGCAUGCUUUUUCAAUGAAUAUGGAAAUCUGCAAUCUUUUUAUCGAGUUUUUGAGCUAUUUUUUUCCGCAGUGAUCACAUUUGUUUGAAGUCG